This is a messenger RNA of Helianthus annuus (common sunflower), 892 nucleotides long. Its product is annotated as zinc finger protein ZAT10. Lineage: Eukaryota; Viridiplantae; Streptophyta; Magnoliopsida; Asterales; Asteraceae. The coding region runs from base 66 to 725 and encodes 219 amino acids. Gene Ontology annotation, molecular function: DNA-binding transcription factor activity. The transcript has a single exon. The record is from RefSeq and is a predicted model, not a curated record.
CUCAUUCCAUCCCAUCCCAUCCCCUACACUUUCUUUCUUUCUUUCUUUCUUCUACAUACAACUUAAUGGCACUAGAGGCUCUAAAUUCUCCAACCGCGCCACCCACGCCUUUAUUCCGCCAAGACUCCUUCAACCAUGCCCGCUAUUUGGAGUCAUGGACCAAGGGAAAACGCUCCAAACGACCGCGUAACGAAACCCCACCAACCGAAGAACAAUACCUAGCACUUUGCCUCAUGCUUCUAGCACGUGGCGAUGUGCGCAAUACUUCUUCCGAAUCCAAAAUUCAAUCGGUUCACCCUUCAAUCGCUGACGCUACACUUGUUUACAAGUGUAACGUGUGUAACAAGGCUUUUGCAUCUUAUCAAGCUCUUGGUGGCCACAAAGCUAGCCAUAGGAAGAAUAAUAACAAUAAUAAUAAUAAUUCUAGUGGAGCUGACGUGGAACAGUUAGUUACAACAAACUCAACAACCACUAGUACUGGUGGGAAAACUCAUGAGUGUUCCAUUUGUCACAAGUGUUUUCAAACUGGACAAGCGUUAGGUGGACAUAAAAGGUGUCAUUAUGAAGGUACCGUUGGCGUUACUUCGUCCAAUCAUAGCCAGCCACGUGGCUUUGACUUGAACCUUCCAGCUUUGCCGGAAAGUAUUUUCAACGGAUUCGCCGACGAGGAGGUGGAGAGCCCUCACCCGGCUAAAAGAUCUCGGAUGUUUGCGCGAUCCGGUUAAGCUUAAUUUAGAUCAAGGUAGAGAUCAUUAGAUUUUGAUUACUUACUAUACACAAGUUUUGAGUGAUGGAUUUAGCAGUUUUGAAUUUUGUUAAUUAGAAGAUUGAGUGGAUCAGUUGUUGAAUUCUUUGUAUAAUAGUUUUUGGUAAUGUGAAUUUUAUUUAUUUU